This is a messenger RNA of Syngnathus acus (greater pipefish), 2558 nucleotides long. RefSeq names its product tripartite motif containing 23 (gene trim23). Bases 15 to 1760 code for a protein of 581 amino acids. The record is from RefSeq and is a predicted model, not a curated record. Gene Ontology annotation, molecular function: zinc ion binding; GTP binding; GTPase activity. The transcript has 10 exons. Gene Ontology annotation, cellular component: cytoplasm; lysosomal membrane; plasma membrane. Lineage: Eukaryota; Metazoa; Chordata; Actinopteri; Syngnathiformes; Syngnathidae. Gene Ontology annotation, biological process: intracellular protein transport; vesicle-mediated transport.
GCAGCUGUUCCGCAAUGGCCGCCUCAGCUGCAGGAAUAAACAAGCAGGGCUCCCUGACCAGCAUAGAACCGUGCGUUCGACACGGCCGGGCGGCCAAUGGAGGCACCGUCAAGGUGCUGGAGUGCGGCGUGUGUGAGGACGUCUUCUCGCUCCAAGGCGACAAGGUGCCCCGCCUGCUGCUGUGCGGGCACACCGUUUGCCACGACUGCCUCACCCGGCUGCCCCUGCACGGCCGGGCGGUCCGCUGCCCCUUUGACCGGCAGGUGACGGAACUGGGUGACUCUGGCGUGUGGGGCCUGAAGAAGAACUUUGCUCUUCUGGAGCUUCUGGAGCGAUUGCAGAACGGUGCCACCAACCAGUCGGGAAUGGCGGAGGACGCUCUGAAGGGAAUGAGCGAGCAGUGCGUGAUCCGCUGCGACGAGGACGAGAGCCACACGGCCACCAUGUACUGCACGGUGUGCGCCACCCACCUGUGCGCCGAGUGCUCGCAGCUCACCCACUCCACCCGCACGCUGGCUAAGCACCGGCGCGUGCCGCUGGCCGACAAGCCGCACGAGAAGACGCUGUGCCCGCAGCAUCAGGUGCACGCCAUCGAGUUCGUGUGCCUGGAGGAGGCCUGCCAGCCGGGUCCGCUCAUGUGCUGCGUGUGCAAGGAGUACGGCAAACACCAAGGACACAAGCACGUCCUCCUGGAGACGGAGGCGAACCAGAUCCGGGCGUCCAUCCUGGACAUGGCGCACUGCAUCCGCACCUUCACGGAGGAAGUGUCAGAGUACUCCAGGAAGCUGUUAGGCAUCGUGCAGCAGAUCGAGGGCGGCGAGCAGAUCGUGGAGGACGGCAUCGGCAUGGCGCACACGGAACACGUGCCCGGCACGGCGGAGAGCGCCCGCUCCUGCGUGCGCGCCUACUUCGCCGACCUCCACGAGACGCUGUGUCGUCAGGAGGAGAUGGCGCUGAGCGUGGUGGACGCCCACGUCCGCGAGAGGUUGAUCUGGCUCAGGCAGCAACAGGAGGACAUGACCAUCCUGCUGUCCCAGGUGUCCACCGCCUGCCUGCACUGCGAGAAGACUCUUCAGCAGGACGACUGCAGAGUUGUGCUGGCCAAGCAGGAGAUCAACUGUCUGCUGGAAACCCUUCAGAAGCAGCAGCAUCAGUUCACAGAGUUGGCCGACCACAUCCAGCUGGACGCCGGCAUCCCGGUCACCUUCACCAAGGACAACCGCGUCCACAUCGGUCCCAAGAUGGAGAUCCGAGUGGUGACUCUGGGGCUGGACGGUGCUGGCAAAACCACCAUCCUCUUCAAGCUCAAGCAGGACGAGUUCAUGCAACCCAUUCCCACCAUCGGUUUCAAUGUGGAGACGGUGGAAUAUAAGAAUUUGAAAUUCACCAUCUGGGACGUUGGAGGAAAACAUAAGCUGAGGCCAUUGUGGAAACACUAUUAUCUCAACACUCAAGCGGUGGUGUUUGUGAUUGACAGCUGUCAUCGGGACCGACUGAUGGAGGCGCACAGCGAGCUGGCCAAGCUGCUGACCGAGAAGGAGCUGAGAGAUGCCCUGCUUCUCAUCUUUGCCAACAAGCAGGACGUUCCCGGCGUCGUUUCCGUAGAGGAGAUGACAGAACUGCUGAGCUUGCACAAGCUGUGCUGCGGCAGGAGCUGGCACAUCCAGGGCUGUGACGCCCGUAGCGGGAUGGGCCUCCACGAGGGUCUGGAUUGGCUAUCCAGGCAAUUGGUGGCCGCCGGCGUCCUGGACGUGGCCUAGCGUGGACGUCGCUGAUCUGUGAACAAUUACUUGAAGGUACACGUCGGAGGAGCCUUGAGUGUGCUUCUCCGAGUGGUAUUGAAAGAGACCACAACCCGUCGGGCUGAACUUUAUGCUUCAAACCAACGCCAAUCCAGUAAACAAAGCAGGAUAUUAAGCAUAGCAGAUAAAAGCAUUUUUUUUUUUGCCAUUCUUCUAUUUUGGGGCCAGAAACACAAUUGGCAAUUUGGGCCUACUGGUGCAAAAUGAAAUAAAAGCAAAUUGUAGGUUAUUAAAUAGCAGCUGAUGUUUCUUGGGGAAUUUUCUUUAGGUCUGUGCUUUCUGUUACAGAACAAAAUUGUUUACUGAUAUUUAUAGUUUUUUUUUUUUUGCACGUUUAAAUUGGGCACUUGCUGUUCGCCGGCUCACCGUAGUUAGGCGGACAAACGUUCUACUGUCGACUUCCAGUAUUAACGUCACGACUCUGGACGGUCUUGCGGAAAGCGUCGGAUGAUCUUAAUAAGCCGCUGCCUCUUCGUGAUGUAAUGUGAACCCGUGACCCCUCCCUCUUCUGCCACUGACACUUUUUGUCGCCUCAUUAAGGACACACAACCUUUGAGUUUAUUCAUUGCUAUGUAAUGUUUACUACUAAAUAACAAAUAGCUAAAUGUCAGUGUGAAACGCCUUUUUCCGCAUAGUUUGCAAAAACGUAGAAGCACAACGCGCCUCAACACCUCUUGUUACCGUCUAACUCGAUGACAGCUUUUUCUUUGUAAAUUAUUCCUAUUGUGAUGUUGUCAAAUAAACUGACUGACCAUA